AGUAGCAACUAAAAAAUCCAUAAUUUCGAAACAAUAAUUUGAAGCAUUGUUUAAAUAGGACCACACUGGUAAGCAAAAAUAAAAGUUGUCAAUUUGUCAUAAAAACUAGCUAAAGUAAUAAGCUCCAUCUGGCCUGUUACAUUUGUUAACUGAGCAUUCUCAGCCUUCUAAGCAGGGCGGGGUCACUUCUUACUGCAUUCCAUCUUGAAGAAACUCAAUGCCCUGUAAUAAAAAACUACGUUGGCUGUAGCAUGCUUCUUGAGGGCUUCGAUUUUACCCAGACUUGAAUUUCUCAAAAAAACAUCACAGAAAAAGCCUGGACUAAUGGCGCAAGGGAAAUGGCAUCUUCCUUGGCCUUUGUAACAUCCCCUAUCUAUUGCACCCUUCCAAGGCAUCCCUUCCAUUUUAUUAUUGAGUUGCACCCUAUGUUUACUCUCACUUUGAUACCUUCUUUUGAAUCUCUCUUAACCAAUAAUAUGACCAUUUUGACUUAUAUGGAGUGACCCCAAAUGAGCUGUCCGCUGCCUCCUCCUUUGUCUUUGCUUCACCCGUGAGUGUCCUUUAGUGUUGGUCAGUCCAUUAUUUAGAAGCUCUCUUCUUCCUUGUCAGAGUGUCCUGCGUGUGAGAAACUAAAGAGAGCAGACCCUUUUUCCUUUGUGAGAGAGAAGUAAAACCAGAGAGUUGAGAGCUGAGUGUUCUCCACCUUCCUUGAGGCCCUUUGUGUGGAAGCUUGGGAGUGUAAACAUGUUGAGUGAUGGAAUGAGUCUAGCCUAAAGUGGUGUGUGUGAGAUAUUGGGAAGGUUGGAGACCUGAGCCGGAAAGAAUCGAUCCUCAACAGUGGUAUCAGAGUCUGGUUGUCGUCUGCCACCUUACUCCGCCGCCGUCCGACGCCGUCCGCGCCGUUUCGAGGUCUAGGAGGUCUCCAGUUCGUACGCCCGUUGAUUUGUAGUCUGAGAAGCCGUUGUUGGUGCUUCUGCGCCCCAAAUUCGUCCGUCAGAAGUCGCUUGUGGAGCUGGUCCGUCGCUGGAGUUACUCGUCGUUAAAGUCUCUAUUCGGUCGUUGCUUUGGAUUCGCCGUCGAAUCCGCUGCUGAUUCUCUGUCCGAUGUCGCUGGAGGUCACCGCUGCGGGAAGAGCGUUCGUCGAGACUGAGACUUGCAGCCUCAAUUUUGAGCGCAGAAGACAGAGCGUGUUGAUGAUUCUUGGACCCGGACGCCAGACUUGAGGGCACGAAGAAUAACGCAGGGAUAGGGGCUGGACUUCGAUUGAACUUGGGCCAUUUUUUGGGCUGCUCGCUGGACCUGAAGGAAGCCUGACGCCUGUGACAAAAACGUGGAGCAGCAGUAAAUCCGGAGCAGGAGCUGUUGUUGGGCUUGAAGAUUUGGGCUAGACUGCUGGAUUUGGACUGGACCUGGAAGCUGGAGACUUGGAGGCUAGACACUGCUGCUUCAUUGGAGGCCAUUGGCAGGAAGCUGGAAGCAGGUCAAACUCAGUCAAAGCUUGGUCAACGCCAGUCAACAGUCUGAAAAAAAUCCCAAUUUUAAAUGGGUGGGUAAGGUCCAAACACUCUCCUAGUGUUUGGCUAUUGUAAGUCUUCUUUAUCCGAAAUUUCAAUUUCUGCUUUCCAAUUAUUCUAAAUUGUUAGAAUUUGUUGUUGAUUUAAUAUUUGCUAGAAUUAUAUUUAUUUGUGCUUGUACGGAAGAAUAAGGGGUUUGAACGGAGUCUUGGGCUCAUUGUUAUUCCCGUCUUAUUCGCGCUAGUUGCUCCGUGCAAUUAUAGCCCUAUAAAUAUUGAACCGGUUUUCUAGCUAAAGUUGCAUUUUAUAUUUUCUUGUUUAGUUUUUCUGUGUGAAAAUGUCUGCUUUUAAUCAGUAUGGUAUGGAUCCAUUUAAUGGAAAAACUGAUUUUAGCAUAUGGAUCAGAAAAUAAAGUGCAUAUUAAUUCAACAAAAAUCAUAUCGGGCCAUUAGUGAAACCUAUUUGACUUCCGAUACGGAAGAGAAAAAAGCAGAAAUGAAUGAAAAUGCUUGUUCUACAAUUUACUUGAACUUAUCUGAUUGUGUGCUCAGAAAAGUAGGAAUUUUAGAAUCAGCUAAAUAUGUGUGGGAUAAACUUGAAGAGCUUUAUAACGUAACCUCUUUGCCUAACCGGAUAUUUUUACUUGAAAAGUUCUUCAAAUUUAGACUGGAUAUGUCUAUAGAUAUUGAAGAAAAUCUAGAUGUUUUUACCAAACUUAUUUCGGAUAUUAAGUUGUGUGGUGAUAAGCAUAUAGAUGAUUAUUCCCCUAUUGCUUCUUUAAAAUGUUAUUCCUGAUUCCUUUGGUGAUGUGAAAUCUGCUAUUAAGUAUGGUAGAGAUAAUGUGACUCUUGACAUUGUGGUAAAUGGUCUUAAGAGUAAGGAAUUAGAUUUAAAACAGAUAGGUGAGGGUAGAAAAUCCGAGGAAGUUAUGCAUGUAAGGGGUAGAGAAAAUAAUAGUAGACGACAUAGAUCUAAGUCUAGGUCUAAUUCGAGGCGUUGCUAUUAUUGUCACGAAUCUGGUCAUUUCAUAAGAGACUGUCCUAAAUCUAGGAAAAAUGAGCAUAGUGAGCAUGCUAAUUUGACUACGUGUGUAGAUGAUUUAGGUGAUGUUUUUAUGAUGAAAAAUCUAUGUGAUUAUGACUAUUUGAGUUCUGUGAUAUCUGAGUCUUUGGGUAAAUCAGAUUGGGUGGUAGAUUCUAGUUGUACUUUUCAUAUGUCCCCUUUGAAAAAUGUUUUUUUCAAACUAUAGAGAGAUUGAGCAUGGCUUUGUGUCUUUAGCAAAUGAGAAGAAAUGCAAUGUGCUAGGAAUAUGAGAUGUGUGCCUUAGGUUCUCUUCUGGUUAUGUGCUUACUUUGAAGAAUGUUAGGCAUGUUCCUGAGCUGUAUUGUAAUUUGCUAUCGUGUGCUUCUCUUGAAAAUGAGGGUUUGAAGGGAAAAUGGGGAAAUGGAAUCAUGAAAGUUGUGAAGGGUUAUUUAGUUAUUUUCAAAGCUGAGAUGAAAAACAACUUGUAUGUUUGUCAUGCUAAACCCCUACUUGAUUCUGUGAAUUUUGUGCAACCCUGUGUGCUAGGAAAACAGUCUAAAGUUAGUUUUCCUGAUCUGCCUAAGUGUACUAAUGUGCUUGAUUGUAUUCAUGCUGACUUGUGGGGUCCUUAUGGUGUUUCCACUCAUGGUGGGAAAAAUUAUUUUCUGACGUUGAUUGAUGAUUUUUCAAAGAAAGUGUGGGUUUUGUUGAUUGAGAAUAAAUCUGAAGUUUUUGAUAAGUUUAAAAACUAGAAAACCCUUGUUGAAAAACAAACCGGUAAGAAAAUAAAUUUUUUAACUACCACUGUCAGUUUUGAUUUCUGUGAUGAUCAGCUUGGUGAUUUAUGUGAUACUUGGGGUAUUUCUAUGCAUAAAUUUGUUCCCUCCACACCCCAACCGGAUGGGGUUGCUGAGAGGAUGGUUAGAACUUCAUUAGAGAGGGUGAGGGCUAUGUUAGCUUCAUCUGGGCUCUCUAAUAAGUUCUGGGGGGGGGGGGGAAGCUAUUUGUUAUGCUGUUGGUGUGGUUAAUCUGUCCCCGUCUGUUCCCUUAGGAGGGAAAUGCCCUGAAUCUGUGUUCACGGGCAAACCACUUAACUUGCCAAAUUUAAAAGUGUUUGGUUGUGUUGCUUAUGUGAAUCGUGUGAAUGAUAAAUUUGAACCUAGGACUAAGGAAUAUGUUUUCUUAGGAUAUCAUGGAUGCAUGAAAGGUUAUAGGCUUUGGUGUAGGAGUGAAACUUGCUUCAAUGUGUUAAUGAGUAGAAAUGUCAUUUUUGUUGAAAAUGAAUUUCCUUGCCUGCUUGUUUCUCCUGAUGUUGCUCCAAAUGAGGUGGAGCAUUUGCCUGUUGAAGUUCAUUCCUAUUUACUUGUUGAAACCAAACCCAAAUUUGUGAAUGAAAAUAUUUUUCAUGGUGAAAAUAGAGAAAAUAAUAUUUCUAUUAAGUUGGAGCAUGAUAUGAAUGUUGUGUGCAAUAUGCUUGAGUUGCGUGAUUGCCAUGUUAUUAGAGAUAGAGACAUUAGGAAACAUGUGAGAAAUGAUAUGUGCAAAGUGUUUGACUAUAUUCCCUCUGAGUUUGCUUUAAAUGUGCUUAAUUCUCUUUUAAUUAAAUUCUUUGUGAUGUUUGGUAUGCUAUUUUCUUUGUGUUUUGAAAAUGUGGUACCAAAUGAUUAUGUGAGCUCUGCCUGUGCUAGUUGUAGAAAUAAUAUUAUUUCUUGUAUUUUCUUUGUACUUGUUAUGUGUGGUUGUUGGAUUAGUUGGGAUCUCCAACUUCUCCCGGAUGCUUGCUUGCGUGGGCUAUUAACAUACCUUGUGUUUGUUAAUAGCAUCGUGAUGGUUUCGGUUUUGAACUCGAGGACCUUAUGGUAGAGUUAAGUCCUUUAUGGACUCGGUAAGCUUGGUGAUUUUACCCCGAGAGUACUUGUGUCUCUCUAUUACUUGUAUUGUCUUUGUGAUUAUACUUGUAAUGAUCCGGCAAUGAUGAGUCCGCAGUUCCGUGAUUGUCUAAGUGCACUACCUUGGGCCAAAGGUGGAGAUUGUUAAUAUAUUGUUGACCCAAACGUUUUUUGUAUAUUAAUAAUGGUCAACACACUUUCUAGCAGUCCACUACACUGUACCCUUUUAUCUAUCUGGUCUAUCAGUAUUUUCCCCUCCCGUUAGAAAAUAAAUCAGCUCUUUGUUGAGCUAAUGGUGAGCUGUGUGUGCAGUGUAUUAUUUGAGUGUCCUUCUAAUAAGACCAAAAAUCCUAUGCUAUAAGGACAGUCCCUCCACCCAUGCUUGUGUGUGUGGAGCGUAUGACAGAUACUUCACCCAAAACCAGUCUUCUUCCUCCUUGAGUUUCCUUUGUGUGAGAACUUGACAGUGAGUAGAAGUGAGGUGUUGGCGAGGCUAGAAAGGUGUGUUGCUCCCUUAACCUAGGUGUGCACAAGAGACAACCGGAAAACCGACGUCCGGACUGCCUGAGCCGGAAUCCGGCGACGGAAUCGAUCCUCAACAAAUAAUAUAAUGUUCUGUAUAAAUAAUUAUUUUGAAAUGUAUACAAUACAUAUGGCAAUUCUAAAUGUUAUAACAGUACUUCUUUAUUUAUAUAUGCGUGAAAAUGAGCUAUUCUUUUGUUCUCAUAGAAUUGACAUUCAUAUAUAGUAUUAUAAAAUGUUUUUCGUUGUACGAUUAUACAAAUGUCAUUUUAUGGUUUAUACAUGAAGUUGUCAUUGUUAAAGUUUUGAGUUAUUAUUUUGGAUUUCAAUAUUUUUGUUUUAAUUAAUACAUGUUCUUUAUUUCGUCCGUGCAUCGCACGUGUGAGAAUACUAGUUAUUUCUAUGGGAGAAGCUAAUAUGAGGUGUGUGACUCCAAUGUAAACUGAGAGCAUGUGAUUACAAUACUCGGUAACAUUUAUUCUAUGUUGUAACAUGGUGAAAAGAGGAUCCAAUGUACUAUAAGAAAGUGUACACACCAAGUGGAGGAUAGAUCCAAUUUAGGGAAAACUAUCAAAUAAGCCCCCGUACUAUAUCAAAAAAGUCGAUUAGGCCCUCGGAGUUUACAAACACUCAAUUAAGUCCUCGAACUAUUAAAAAACGUUCAAUUGAGCCCUUUCGGUCGGUAAGUAACCGGUUUCCCGGUUAAAUGUAACCCGUUUCCCGGCAGCCGCCGUUGCUGGGGUUCGAGCACAUCAUCGCCGUCGUCGCCGUUUAACCGGGACUUUUCGGUAUAGUACGGGGACUUAUUUGAUAGUUUUCCCUCCAAUUUAUUACGAUUGGAUACACCAAGUGGAGAAUAGCAUCAAUGUGUUAGGAAAGGACACAGAAAAUAGUAUCCAAUAUGCUAUAUAUAAAAAAAAAAAAAAAAGAAAGAAAGAAAGGACACAUAUAAUGGAGAAUAGUAUCCAAUAUGCUAGGAAAAGACACACAUGGCGGAGAAGAGAAUCAAUGUGAUAUUAUGAAUAGACACAUCAAGUGGAGAAGAUAAUUCAAUGUUGUAUGGAUUGACACACAAUUGAGAAGAGAAUCCGAUGCUCCAAUGUGCUUGAACUCAAUUCAUUAUUUGUUAACCGAAAAACAUAAUUUUUUUUACAUCAAAAUAUGUAUUUUUUAUUUCUUAAUUAUUCAAGGAAAAAAUUAAAAGUAAAACAUUACUUAUAAUAAUUUAAUUAAUGUUUUACAAAAUUGGUACGUAAAAAAUAUGACGAAUAUAUUUUAUAAUAGACUCUCGAGUCUUAACCGCUACAAAUGUUCCGGGGGCCUUGGCUUGCUUGAGCUCCAAUUCGGAAAGGUAGUUUCAAGUAACCAGAACUUUAACUUGGUAAACGGGUACUGAGUUACUAGGAACCGGAUUAAACUGGAUAAUCCUGAUUCUAUUUUUAGCCAUUUUUAAAAUAAAUCAAACCAGUGCAGGUCUUAUAUUUCCCAAAGCCUAACCAGUGGUACUGAAUCAAUGCCAGUGCCUCUAAAACGGUUAGUAGGCUAGCUACUAGCAAGUAGCAACUGAAAAAUGUAUAAUGUCAAAAACAAUAGUUUAAAGCAUUGUUUAAAUAGGAGCACACUGGUAAGCAGAAAUAUAAGUUGUCAUAAAACUAGCUAAAGUAAUAAGUUCCAUCUGGCCUAUUACAUUUGUUAACUGAGCAUUCUCAGCCUUCUAAGCAGGGCGGCGUCGCUUCUUACUGGAUUCCAUCUUGAAGAAACUCAUUGCCCUGUUAUAAAGAACUAUGUUGGCUGUAGCAUGCUUCUUGAGGGCUUUGAUUUUACCCAGACUUGAAUUUCUCAAGAAAACAUCACAGAAAGCCUGAACUAAUGGCGCAAGGGCAAUGGCAUCCUCCUUGGCCUUUGUAACAUCCCCCAUCUCUGACUCAGUAAGAGCUUCUGCUUCAUAAGCGCCUCUAUGCAUAUGGUACUUCCAAGGAUCAUUCAAGAUCUUUUCUGCAACACUGGACAAGUUAGUGUAAUCAUAAGGAGUGUGUUUUUUGACCUCAUACAAGUAGCCAAAAGAUUUAAGUUCUUUGAUGAGAGCAUGCACUGAAGUGAUGACCGCUUGACCGCUCGGAGAGGCUUUAACACGGGUUCUGAAGGCAGAUGGUAUUCUCUGGUUACCAGGAUCAGCUCUUAGCACUUGCAUAGGCCUUUUCACACCAAUCCAGCGAAAAGCAUGAUAAAACAAGAUGUCUUCAGGAAGCAAAUAGCUUAAGAUAUUACCCAUUUUGGAAGAUAUAGCAAAUUGUUUAGCUUUGGCACCGAAAUCAGCAGCAGUACUAUCACAAUAAUGUGAUCCAAAUGACCGAAAGUAGAACUCAUUCAUAAAAGGAACAAAAGAGGAAAGUUGCCACGCCUGCUCGUCUAAACCUUUCAUCUCCUCCCUGUCCUUAACGAAUGUCGCUUUACAGUCAGGUGGAGCAACAACAUACUUAGUGUGGCUCUGGGAGUCAAACCAUCCGGCUUUGAACAUUGAGACCCUAAGAACAGCCCAUUUUAUAGCCUCAUUUUCAUCAUUCUUAUACUUAAUGUAUUGAGCCUUAGCUAAAGCAUAGAUAGCAGCAAUCAAAUCAUCAGCGUCUUCCAUGAAGAAUUCGAUACCUUUUCCAACAUUCUGAAUAGGACAUUCAGGAAUAUCCAUAUGAGCAGGCAAAAUCAUAUAGAAAUCCCGACUUACCUGGCCGAGGGCGUUCUCUUCCGCAUCAUAGAAUGGCUUGCUGUUGAUCUCACAAAUAAUAUCCCAAGCUUCGAGCAAGUCUUCGUCAGUAUAGGAAUCAGGGAUUGGGUUAUUGGAGUCUCGGACAUUGCCACUCUCAUGUAGCUUUUUAUCAUCAUCGUCAGGUUUCCUGCCCAAUUCAUGCAAAAACCAUCCUUGGUUCCUUUUCCUAGACGUCUGAGCAUCCUGUUGUUGACCACUCAUGUUAUUCUAAUUUGUACUGUGUAUAAGUUAUGGAGAUGAAGAUGAUUCACUGUUGGAGGUUCUAGGACAGUUUGUGAAGGAAUCAGUUCAAUGUAUAAACAUAUUUAUACAAGUGGAACUAAGAAGUAGUGUGCAGGAAAUGUGAGAACGGAUUGGAUGAAGAGAUUAUCAUUAUAAAUUACUUUUAGGCGGCGUAAUGAUUUCUUAUUCCAUAUUUCCAUGCCCUUUAUUGUUCCAAUGUAGAAAACAUAUACUCCGUAACAAAGUUAUUUAAUACCUUGGGUGUUUUUUUAUCUUCUCAAGAAACAGAACUAUGGAAUGGAAGGGAUAACAAGUGGCAGCUCAUAAGAAA
Messenger RNA from Cuscuta epithymum, 8265 nucleotides. The record is from the annotation of a GenBank genome assembly. Lineage: Eukaryota; Viridiplantae; Streptophyta; Magnoliopsida; Solanales; Convolvulaceae.